AUGGCAGCUCAUGCGCUCACGGGAUUUUCGGUUGUUAGCUUACUCAGUCUUGGCUACCUGUCCUGGGACUGGGGCAAGCCAAACCAGGUGGAGAAGGACCUUUCUUCGGACUUCAAAGGAGGGGGUCCUGCGUUCAAGCCCAGGCAACCUCCGCACAUCAUCUUCUUUCUGACAGACGACCAAGGUUUCAACGACAUCGGCUACCACAGCUCCGAUAUCCGUACCCCGACGCUGGAUAAGUUGGCCGCGGAAGGCGUGAAGCUGGAGAAUUACUACGUUCAACCGAUCUGCACGCCGUCACGCAGUCAGCUGAUUACCGGCAGGUACCAGAUCCACACAGGCCUCCAGCACUCCAUUAUCCGGCCCCGGCAGCCCAACUGCCUGCCCCUGGACCAGGUGACGCUGCCACAGAAGCUGCAGGAGGCGGGUUAUGCCACCCACAUGGUGGGCAAGUGGCACCUGGGCUUCUACAAGAAGGAGUGCCUGCCCACACGGCGUGGCUUCGACACCUACUUUGGGUCUCUGACAGGCAGCGUGGACUACUACACCUACGACUCCUGCGACGGGCCAGGGCUGUGCGGCUACGACCUGCACGAGGGUGAGACGGUGGCCUGGGGCCGGGGGGGCAAGUUCUCCACCCACCUGUACACCCAGAGGGUGCGUAAGAUCCUGGCUGCCCAUGACCCCCGCCAGCCCAUCUUCAUCUUCCUGUCCUUCCAGGCAGUGCACACACCCCUGCGGCCCCCAAAGGGCUACAUCUACCCCUACCGGGGGAUGGGCAACGUGGCCCGCAGGAAGUACGCAGCCACGGUGUCGGUGGUGGACGAGGCGGUGCGCAACGUCACCUAUGCCCUGCGCAAGUACGGCUACUACCGGAACAGCGUCAUCAUCUUCUCCACCGACAACGGGGGCCAGCCCUUUUCUGGGGGCAGCAACUGGCCGCUAAGGGGCCGCAAGGGGACAUACUGGGAGGGGGGUGUCCGUGGUCUGGGGUUCGUGCACUCCCCCCUGCUGAGGCGGCGGAGGAGGGUGAGCCGGGCGCUAGUGCAUAUCACGGACUGGUACCCGACGCUGGUGCACCUGGCGGGGGGUAACGUCUCCCAGAGCGACGGGCUGGACGGGCAUGACGUGUGGCCGGCGAUCAGUGAGGGGAAGGAGUCUCCGCGGCGCGAAAUCCUGCACAACAUCGACCCGCUGCACGCCCGUGCCCGCCAUGGCUCCCUGCGGCACGGCUUCCGCCUGUGGGACACGGCGGUGCAGGCCGCCAUCCGGGUUGGGGACUGGAAGCUGCUGACGGGCGACCCGGGGCACGGCGACUGGAUCCCGCCACAGACGCUGGCCAACUUCCCCGGCCGCUGGUGGAACCUGGAGCGGCGGGCGGAUGUGCGUAGGUCAGUGUGGCUCUUCAACGUCACCGCCGACCCCUACGAGCGGCACGAGCUCUCGGCCCGGCGGCCGGACGUGGUCAGGCAGCUGCUGGCGAGGCUGGCGCACCACAACCGUACCGCUGUGCCCGUGCGCUACCCGGGCGAGGACCCCCGUGCCAACCCCGAGCUCCACGGGGGCGCCUGGGGGCCCUGGGCCGACGACGAGGAAGAGGAUGACGUUUGGGAUGGGGCGUACCCCAGGAAGAGCAGGAACAAGAAGCAGAGGAAGAAAUGCAGGCUCUGCAAGCUGAGAUCCUUCUUCAGGAAGCUCAACACCAGGAUCAUGUCCAACAGGAUAUAG
Megalops cyprinoides (Indo-Pacific tarpon) is the source of this 1728-nucleotide messenger RNA. Its product is annotated as arylsulfatase I-like. The record is from RefSeq and is a predicted model, not a curated record. The transcript is spliced from 2 exons. NCBI's taxonomy places the organism in Eukaryota, Metazoa, Chordata, Actinopteri, Elopiformes, Megalopidae. Bases 1 to 1728 code for a protein of 575 amino acids.